UCCUCUGCUCGCUCUGGUCGCUGGAGGUUGAUGUCACUGGCAGAGAGUCUUCAGGACAGGACACAACUAGGUAGAGCUGGCCGAGAAGAGCUCCGGAUCCGCUGAGGACACAAAAAGUGGGCGAUGUUGCAGCUGGGAUCUUGUUUAUGGACACUGUGGGAAGGCUGUUGAUACAGUCUGGAGGGUUUGUAGGUAUUUCCAAGCUGAAAGGUUGAGGGAGCUGAACAACCGCAGUAUUUUUAGAUCACUUCUGAAAGGAAUACAAAAAUGUCGUCUCCAAGUCCGGGCAAGAGGAGAAUGGAUACCGACGUGGUGAAACUCAUCGAGAGCAAGCAUGAGGUCACCAUCCUGAGCGGCCUCAACGAGUUUGUAGUGAAGUUUCACGGACCGCCUGGAACGCCGUAUGAAGGAGGCGUGUGGAAGGUUCGGGUGGACCUGCCAGACAAAUACCCCUUCAAAUCACCAUCAAUAGGAUUUAUGAAUAAAAUCUUUCAUCCCAACAUCGAUGAAGCGUCAGGAACUGUGUGUUUAGAUGUCAUUAACCAGACAUGGACAGCUCUUUACGACCUCACCAACAUCUUCGAGUCGUUCCUCCCUCAGCUGCUCGCCUACCCAAACCCCAUCGACCCUCUGAACGGAGACGCAGCCGCCAUGUACCUGCACCGGCCGGAGGAUUAUAAACACAAGAUCAAAGAGUACAUCCAGAAAUACGCCACAGAGGAGGCUCUAAAGGAGCAGGAGGAGGGAGGAGGCGACUCCUCUUCUGAGAGCUCCAUGUCAGACUUUUCCGAGGACGAGGCUCAGGACAUGGAGUUGUAGUGAAGGCGGAGCCCCCUUCACCUCACCACAGACUCGUUUCCUAAAGAGCAGAAACUCAGUACUAUAUUCAUAUUUAAACAAGACAAUUUUUUACAGCAACACAAGGAUUUUUAUUGCUACGUGAGGAUUUGCAGUAUGGUAUUGCAGAAUAUUAACUCUUGUUUAGGAAUUCAUCAACACCCUUCAUCCAGAGAGCCUGUUUAGAUCGCAAACGAGUGCAUCAAUGUCAUUUUUUUCUUUUUUUUAUGGCUUCACUUGAGGUUUUCACAGCUGCUUGAAAAACUGAGCUGUGAGACCAACGCAGGAGGACAGUCUUCAGCAUCAAACUGGACAGUUUUCACUUUUUUUUUCCCGCUGGAGACGCCUCACCCAAUCUAUCAAGGUUCUUUAUUUACCGCAUCAAGAGACUGCAGGAUGACAAUCUACGAUUUCUGAGCAGUCUCUUCUUCUUCAAAAAAACCAAGGAAACCCUUUUUUAAAAAAAAAAAAAAAAUUUGACACUGCCACCAUGAGGAGUCGCCAUUUCACUUCCAAGGAUUUGGAGACGGUCGGGUGGUGGUCGUGUUCAGACUGUUGCGGCUGCAGUCGGCCUCCCCAGACAGGACUAAGACCUGCAAACACACCGUCAAACAACCAGCACGUCAACCACAACAAGCCACACCAACGCCGCAGCAUGUGUGUGAGAGUGUGCAGGUGUGUGCGCAUGAAUGUAGUCCACUGACAUCCUGUGUUGUUUUGGCCCCCCACGCUCAACAGAAACCUAAAGAGAAGGUUCACAGCCCGUCUCUUCUGCGGCGCCCAUCUCCUCCUCCUCCUCUCCGUUUUAGGAAAGUGUUUGUCAUUCUCUGAGUAUCUUUGUAUAUUGUGGCAUGACACAGAAGUGACGUUUGUGUAGGGCUUUGUGGAGCUGUAUCGCUGUAGACAGGAAGAGGACGCCGCUGUGAGUCAGGCCGGUGUGCUGGGGAUUAUGCAGGUCCUUGUUGAAUUGUUGAACUUCUUAACUUUGCCUAUUGCUUGUGUUGAACUAUAAUAGGUGUUUGACUUGCGUAGGGAUAGUUAGUUUUUUUUUGCGGGUGGUGAAUCCUAUCAUAAUGUAUGGUUUAAUACUUAUAUAAUACACUAGUUUAAAAAACUACUUGUCCUGUAAAGAUGAGGAGAAUUCCACACGAGUCUCUGUUGAAUCAGAUCCUCCAACGGCACCCUCUGCUCCUCUGCACCCCUCUUCUUAUGUAAUGUGUCCAUCACAGGUGAUUUACGUUGUCAGCCAUUCAGCACGUUUCACUCUCUCACGCUGUCGAUGGCCUGUUGUUUUCUAAAAUGGUGGGACCAAAAUGUAACGGAGCCGCAGGCAUCCUAAAAGAAAAAAAAAAGAGGAAAUCCUCCUCAGACUGGAUUUAUGGAUGAAGAGUUUACACUGAGGUUGUGCAGAUGAAUUAGUAAUGUUCCUCAAGGGGUGAAUAUCUCAAAUUAGUUCAGUUCAGGCGUAUGUUCCUGCUUCUUCAAAGGACACUUUAAAAGUUCCUUGCGUCCUGGUUUAACCCCAGUAAAGGUUGAUGUGCCUGUUAUCGUGGAGGAGCUGUUACCGGAGCUGUGGCAGUUAAACCUCAUGACGGUACGCUGGUCUGUGUUUCACUGAAGCCUGAUACGUGUUUGUAACGCAGAUCAGCGUGUUUUUUCUGUCAGGAAACAAGAAUUAGAGUCUUACUGAUCGCCAUCAAAAGGAGACAUUUGUUCUUAUUUGAAGAGAAAUGAUCAGAAACUAAAUGAAUAACCUCUUUAUAGAAUAAAUAUCAGGUUCUCUUCCGUGAUAGGACGUUAACCUUCAUUAAAUAUGAGUUGGUUAAACUCGCAUGUCAUAGUUAGACAUGGCAUUAAAGAUGUAUUUGUUAAAUAACCUCAUUAAGUGACUCUAAUUAGCCUUGGUAACCAAAUAUAAGUCGUUGUAAGUCCUCAGACGACUUGAUGUCACAGUUUUCAUGUGCAGCAAACACAAACCACUGUCCAGCCUUGUUGUCUGUCAUCAUCUGGGUCCGUCAUUGUAUUCUGUAUUUUUUAUUAAUGAAACAUAUAUUUGAUGCCUAUAAUUUGUUUUAAUGCGUUUGUUUUUAUCUUUUAACCCCGGUGUCCAGAAUACAGAUCAAGAUAUCCCUGAUUUUUAAAAGGCAAAAAAUGAAUAAAUGUGCUUCCCUUGUAACUUGAAGAAAGAAAUAAACAAGAAAAAACAUA
Molecule: messenger RNA, 3045 nt
Organism: Acanthochromis polyacanthus (spiny chromis)
Lineage: Eukaryota; Metazoa; Chordata; Actinopteri; Pomacentridae
Product: ubiquitin-conjugating enzyme E2 H-like
Exons: 7
Coding region: 268-819 (183 amino acids)
Biological process (GO): ubiquitin-dependent protein catabolic process; protein polyubiquitination
Cellular component (GO): nucleus
Molecular function (GO): ubiquitin conjugating enzyme activity
Source: RefSeq, a predicted model, not a curated record